Molecule: messenger RNA, 2358 nt
Organism: Arctia plantaginis
Lineage: Eukaryota; Metazoa; Arthropoda; Insecta; Lepidoptera; Erebidae
Source: the annotation of a GenBank genome assembly
AUGGAUAAAGUGGGGUGUGAAAUGAUAUGCAAAAGUCAUUCAGCGCGGUCUGAACGAGAUCACUACCGAAUCUGUCCAACCAAGCUUUCCAAAAAUGAACUUGAAGAUCUCUAUUUUGCCUUACUUGAGAACAAUAUGCAGCUCAAAAAGACUGUCAAUGUACAGCAAGAGAGGAUCAAAGUACUAUCUACUAAGAUGCAGAGAAUGACUUCCGCACAGAAUGGUCUCCGUGCAGAGGAGAACAAUAACUGCUGUGUUGCAACAAAGGCUGUGGUUAGACAACAGAAAGAAACGAUAGCAGAGUUGACUCGUGCUAAUGAGCACUUGGCUGAUAGGGUUCGGAAACUAAAUAUGAGACUGUGUUCAGCUAAGCAGUUCUGUAAGUCCGCCACACCCAGGGGUCUCAGAUGCUCAACAGCUACUAGUCCAUAUCUUAUUAAGCAUUCACCGUGCAGCUAUAAACAGCAAAGCCACUCAACUCUCAAAUUAGCAGUCUCAUGUCAAAACUUGUCAAGAGAAUCUUUUGUCACGAAAUGCGUUCAAACUGAGCCCUUUGAUUUAACAAAACUUGAAGAGGAAAAUAAACCAUGCGAAGAUAACAAAUGCCGAACUCUAAUAGACGAGUAUAAAGAAAAGAUUAUCAGCUUGCAAGAGAAGCUGUCCGCGACGCAACAGGAGUAUGAGAGUGAGUUGCAGCGCUGUCGAGGUGAGCGAGCGGCGCGCGAACACGAACUGCAGUCCGCUGAAAACAAGAAUGCGCUUCUGACCUCAAAUUUGAGAUCUGCUGAGGGACUUAACUGUGAACUAAAUAUGCAGCUCUCAAUAGAGAAACGUAGAGUCGUCGAGUUGGAGACACGGUUGAGAACAGCCACAAUGUCCAACAAAGUCACCAAGAAUAUUGAAGACACCUUAACCAGUAUUCAGGAAUCAAACAGAACAGCAGUUUCAGAAAUGAAUUUUAUAUGUUCUUGUUGCUCCCCGAGGUCCAAGGUUGAAUCCAGUUCACAGCAAACAUACUUGGGUUUGUCGGCCAACGACGGCAAUAACACGGAGACAAAAUUGUCCAAAAGCACAGCCGACUCCGGGUACAUAGACACUAGUAAAAGUCAAGUCUUCCUUGACGAUCAGAGUUUGAACAAGAUCAUUGACGAACUAACGCAACGAAUAAUGGUACUGCAAUACCAAGUGGAUGCUCUAACAAUAUCGCCGCCGGAAACUAAAGAGGAUUCACCUCUUGUCGAAGAACGCAAUACCAGUAGAGUAACUGUGGUAGAACAUCCAAAAGAAAAUUUAGUACGGCAGACAACAUUUAGCCAAAAUGUAGAAGAUGAUAUACAGUUAACUGACCAAGAAAGUGAUGAGGAAACAUCAAUAAUUCCAGGAAAAGAAGAAAGCAGUGAUGUAGCUAGUCCAAUAUCUAACACCGAGGCCGGCAAAAAUGACCUUUGGGAGAAAAGCAAAUCAAAACUACAUCGAAUAACUAAUAAAACCAAAGACAAUGCUACUACAGUAAAAGAAGAUACAGAAACAAUAAAAAAUAAAGAAGAUAAAGAGAAUAAUAGAAGUAGAGAAAUAAUUAUAAAAAGUAAUGAAGAAAUAAAAGAGACUGUACAUAGUUCGCCUGUAAAGAAUAAAGAAAAGAAGUUAAAAGAACAGUCGUCCUCAACUGAAGAUAAAACCUAUAAUAUCUCGAAUAAAGUUAGUCCCGAAAUUGAAAAACAUAAAAUAAAAAAUAAAAUUGUUAUAAAAAGACAAACUUCAGUUCAUAAUAACAAAAUAUCUGGUUUAAAAGAGAAAGUUGCAGAUAAUGCAAAUAGUCCAAGGAGGUCCAAUAAAAAUAAAGAUAAUAAUGAAACUAAAAAACGUAAAAGUACCACAAAAAUACUCAGAAAUACUGAUAAAGAACCACGUGUUGAGAAACUAACAAUAGAUCGAGCAGUGUGUGAGGACGUGAGCACGUGUGAUGAGGCCACGUAUACCGUGGAGAGCGGAGACCGCCCCACGUCACCUGACAACACCGACUGUGAAAUAUCUUCUAUGUCCGACCUCACUGAGGACAGGGAACCCAAAAUUCCCACGAAGUGUUCCUUGUCGCCCGGCGAACGUAAGUCCCACACAACUCACAGCGACUCGUGCCCUUCGCCCAGCACACAUUAUUCACUUAGUGAAGGAGAAAUUCAAGUCACCACUGUUAGAAGGAGAUCAUUUGAUGACAAAACGAGAUAUACGUCUCAAGCCAUGGCAAUCGCACCGAAGAUGGAUGAAACUCUGCAAGCCAUUACUGAGGAGAUGGCGCGCUGCAAACGUUUGUUGUUUAGCCAGCGCUCGCAGGACAACGUGACAUCUGCACUCACGUAG